This is a messenger RNA of Brassica rapa (field mustard), 2409 nucleotides long. RefSeq names its product F-box/LRR-repeat protein At3g58930-like. The record is from RefSeq and is a predicted model, not a curated record. NCBI's taxonomy places the organism in Eukaryota, Viridiplantae, Streptophyta, Magnoliopsida, Brassicales, Brassicaceae. Gene Ontology annotation, molecular function: protein binding.
CUACUGGGGCAACUAGUCUAAUGCAAAACGACGUUACUUUCAUCUUCGCCUUCAGUAUAUGUAAAUCAUACAAAAUUCGAAAGUAGAAAGCAAACCCUAAGACUAGCUUUACUGCGUGGAAACUUAUUACAGAGUAGAUGGAUCGUAUUAGCGGUCUACCUGACGAGGUUCUUUGCCAUAUAUUGUCCUUCCUUCCGACAAAGCUUGCUGCUUUGACAUCUGUUCUAUCAACUAAGUGGCGCAAUCUUCUUGCGUUUGUCCCUAAUCUUGACAUCACUUGUCAUAUUAAGAUCGUGCCAGUAGAUAGCAUUUAUUAUGGUAUUCCUAAGGAGAUUAUGUAUGGAAUUAUGCUGAGCUUCAGGGGUUUUAUAGAUAGGGUAUUGGCUUUGCAGGGUGAUUCUUCCAUUAAGAAAGUCUCCCUCAACUGUAUAAACUAUGUUCAUCCAGAUCAUUUGGACCGUUGGAUAUGUAACGUGCUGCGUCGUGGUGUUUCAGAACUUGAAACUGCCAUCUAUGAUCAAGAUGGUGAUGAUGAUUUUAAUUAUCUUCUGCCUCAAGAGAUGUUCGUCAGUAGGACAUUAGUCAAGUUGAAAUUAAGCGACGUUCAGUGGUGGCCUGGAGCGGAAGGAACUUUUUUGCCAAAGCUUAAAACUCUAGCUGUUAAUGGACAUUGGUUUUGUCCGGAUAAGCUUGGGAUGAUUCUCCCCGCUUUCCCUGUGCUUGAGGAAUUAUACAUAGAAAGCAUUACGUGGAAAGAUUCGGGUGACUCAGUGUCAAGUGCAAGCCUCAAGAAGCUCACUAUCCAUGCCAAUGGUUGUCAAAGCAUGAUAGCACAUAUUACAACGAGCAUGAGCAUUUCUUUUGAUACUCCAAGUCUGCUCUACCUUGAGUAUUCUGAUGAAGUUGCGAGCUACUAUCCGAAAGUUAACUUUCCAAAUUUAGUUGAGGCAGUACUCGACCUUAAUAUACGUGAUCUUGAUUAUAUGAAGCUAUACAGAGAGCGAAAUGAUGAUGGGUUAAGGAACUAUGAAAUUUGUGUAAGCUCAUGGCCGGCAUAGGAAAUGUGAAGACACUUACGUUUUCUUCUAAAACUCUCGAGGUAAUUAAGUUUCUAUUUUGUUUUUCUCUUGGAACAUGAAAUCAUUAUAAAGCCAUGUUAGGUAAAGUAAAACUUUCUUAAUCAUUUUUUUUUUCUUGUUACAGUUGUUUUUUUAUGUGCUUUGAAUCGAUGCCAGCGUUCAACAACCUCAAAAUGUUACGAAUUAGUGGGAGUGUCCACCCAGUGGGAUGGCAAGCAAUGCCGGUUUUCUUACAGAACUGUCCACAUUUAGAAACUGUACAAAUGGAGGUACCAACUUGGCAAAAAACAUUACCAUAGUCAUAGAUAGAGGUCAUUCUUCAAAGUCCCUUAUUGUAUCUUUUUUUUUCUUUCAGUAUCUCUGUGCUUGGGACUGCAUUUCCCUGGAAGAGAAAAGUGGUUGACUCAUAUCUAGAGAUGUCAGUUGGGCUGUCCAUGUCCAAAGGGCAUGUCCAAAUGGACAAAAUAGUUUAUUGGACAUUUUUUUAAAGCCCAAAUUGUCCAAACCAAAUUGUCCAAACCAAAUUGGCCUUUCGCGGGGUCCAAAUAAAAUUGGACCAUUUAUACUAAAUUCAUUAAAAAAAAUAACUUGUGCUUAAAAAAAAAUUCAGAGCAUAAGCAAUUCAAAUGUUUUACACAUUCCAAAGCAUAGACAAUUUCAUAUAUUAAAGUUCAUACACAGAUAAAAAAUCUAAAGCAUUAAGUAAACGAUGGUCUCUUCUUCUUUAUCUUCAGCCUCUCCUGAAACACAUAAGUUGAAACUAUGAGUUUAAUCAUGUCACGUAGCCAUCAAUGUAACAUGAAUGAAUGAUACCACAAGCUCAGACAGAACACAACAGCAAGCAAUAUAACAGGUACAUUGCAGAAACAUGAAUGAUACCACAAGCUCAGACAGAACACAACUGACCAGUUCAUUGUAAUAAGUACACAACAGGAAGCAAAACAUGUACAUUGCAGAAACAUGAAUGAUACCACAAGCUCAGAUAGAACACAACUGACCAGUUCAUUGUAAUAACACUAAUGCUAGCAUCUUAUAAAAAAUGAAUUAGAUCAGACAACCGCAAGCUUAGACAGAACAUACUUAACAAGUUAGCUAUCAGUUCACAAUGAUAACUAAAAACAUCAAGUUUUAAGCGUGAUAUUCAUCAGCAACGAACGAAAGCAAUACCUUUAGUUGAGUCGAGUCCUUUUCUUUCCACUUUCUUCUGCUUCCUCAUCUAAGUCUUCCUUAUCUUCCUCAUCCAAAUCACAUCCACCUACAAAACAAGAGAAGUUACUCAAUAGUUUCACAUAUCAAAUACUCAAUUAUAAAUUCAACACUCACCAAUUAC